Cryptococcus wingfieldii CBS 7118 is the source of this 1140-nucleotide messenger RNA. RefSeq lists its product as hypothetical. Lineage: Eukaryota; Fungi; Basidiomycota; Tremellomycetes; Tremellales; Cryptococcaceae. Gene Ontology annotation, biological process: N-acylphosphatidylethanolamine metabolic process; N-acylethanolamine metabolic process. Gene Ontology annotation, cellular component: cytoplasm; membrane-bounded organelle. The record is from RefSeq and is a predicted model, not a curated record. The coding region runs from base 1 to 1140 and encodes 379 amino acids. Gene Ontology annotation, molecular function: N-acylphosphatidylethanolamine-specific phospholipase D activity; zinc ion binding. The transcript is spliced from 5 exons.
AUGAUGACUGUCAAAGACCCCACCCGCGCCCAAGCCAAAACGCUCAUCCCACACAUCCCCAACCCGGAUUUCGGCAAGUCGCUCAACGAGAACGGCAAAGCGGGUGAACUGAAAGCGACGUGGUUGGGGCACGCUUCGGUGCUUGUCGAGUUUCCGACGGCUCCCACUUUCCCUGGUCCCACUGGUGGUCUGACGAGUACGGCUGGUGCUCAAAGUGUGCAAGGAGGAGUGGGGACAGCAGGUCUCGGGGAAGGAGGCAAAAGAGGUGUGAGGGUACUAUUUGACCCGGUGCUGGGGGAAGGUAUGGCUUUUUGGGGACUGGGUCCGAAACGUGAGAGCUCAAACCCAUUCAAAAUCGCUUCCCUCCCCCAGAUCGACAUUAUCGCCGUCUCCCACAACCACUACGACCACCUCGACCUGCCCACCCUUUCCUCCGUCUUCAAGAGCCAGAAAGAAAAGUAUGGGUCGGAGCCGGUUUUGUUUCUGCCAUUGAAUAAUCGGCAUGUGGUGGCGGAUUUGGAUAUCGGCGGGAAAGGAGGGAAGGGAGGGAAAGAAGGGGAGAGGGGGAGGGUUAUAGAGCUGGAUUGGUGGGAGGGCGGGAGGGUUGUUGUUGAUGGUGUUGGGGAGGUGGAGAUGACUUGUACCCCAUGCCAACACACCUCCGCUCGGUAUCUCUGGGACAGGGACAAUUCGCUUUGGUCGUCUUGGGUUGCAAAGGAUGUCAGGCCUGGGGUGACGAAUCCUACUUCCGUAUUCUUCGGCGGCGACACCGGCUACUGCGCCCUCCACUCCCACCCCAACCCCUUCCACCUCCCCCCACCUCCCUCCCUCCCUUACUGCCCCGCCUUCAAAUCCAUCGGCGAUAAACUCGGCCCGUUCACACUCGGCUUGAUCCCUAUAGGGGCGUAUUUCCCGACGGAAAGUAUGUCGGGGAUGCAUGCUUCGCCGGGGGAUAGUGUUAGGAUAUUCCAAGAUACCAAAUGUAAACAAGCCCUAGGCAUCCACUGGGGUACAUUCCGCAUGACGCCCGAACGCUUCACCGAACCCCCCGAGAUGCUCGCUGCUGCCGUCCGCGAGGCAGGGCUGGAUGAUGGCGUUUUUGGAGUGUGUGCCAUUGGGGAGACGAAGGGGUAUAGUUAG